AUUGAUUUCAGAUAAUCAGGGGCGAGACCAUUAAGAGAUUUAUAGACCAUAGUGGCUGUUUUUAAUUCUCGUUGAAGAUUAAGUUUUUGCAGCCAAGUCUAACAAAGAGAUCAUCCGCAUUGAGCGGACAAUAUGACAGGGGAUAAUGUGUCGUUUUAGAAUCGGUACCUCUUAGGGGUAAAAAAAAAUAUUAACACAUGCCUUGGUACGGUUUAGGAGUUCUUUUGAAAAUUGCUAACGAGCUUCCCCGUCCUUUUUGCAUGGGAGUCCCCGCCACCGGGGGGGAGACAGUGCAGUCAAUGCAAGGUCAAAGUCAAAUGGAGGCCUGGGUCUGUGUGCAUGAAAUUUACCCGCCAUUUUGAAGCAUACCUCUUUUAGCUUGAACGGGGGCUCACCAAUCGUUCCGAUUAAGUGGGUUUUGUCACUAUUCGACUGUUUGUGUCGCACUUUCUUGUGUUUGUGGAGCUGGUUACAACUCAUCGAACAUGACAAAUUGGCGGGUACGCGAUGCAGUGGCACAGGAUGUCCCGGAUAUUAUACGAAUGAUAAAGGAUUUAGCUGUAUAUGAAAAAGAACUUGAAUCAAGAGUAAAACUUACUGAAGAAGAAAUGUUGAGAGAUGGAUUUGGAGACAAGCCAUGGUUUGAAUGCGUUAUAGCAGAUGAGAUAAAUUUCAAUGAAGGAAAUAAUUGUUUACCAAAGAAAAAGCCAGUUGGUUACGCAUUAUUUUUUUACAUCUAUUCUACAUGGGAAGGCCGGUCUCUAUAUCUAGAAGACCUUUAUGUCAACCCAGCUUUUAGAGGAAAAGGUAUCGGAACAGACAUGUUAAGAAGAAUUUCUGCGAUAGCUGUCGAGAAAAGUUGUGUUAGAGUAGACUGGAGUUGCUUAAAUUGGAAUAAAACUGCCAAGGAUUUCUACGGCAAGCUCGGAGCAGUAUGUCUGGAUGAAUGGCAGUUGUAUCGCUUAAACGGAGAACGUUUGCUGGAAUUCGCUGGCAAGAAACAUAAAUAGUGUCUUUAAUGGUGUCAGUGAAGGGCGAGGAAUACGAAAUUCCGAGACCUGGAGAACCUUGUUUCAAUUCAAGACUGUGACUUAAACAAUUUUAGAUUCCGAGACAGAAAGAAGCAUAGAAAAACGAGACUUUCUGAAUUAAACUCACAAAGGAUUCCGAGAAAAUCGAGACCCACGAUUUUCUAGAUAGCAUUUGCUACACUCUCUGCUCCGCAGAGGCGUUAUAGGGGAGGAGGAGGUGAAAUGGAAGUGAGAAGGCGUGCGGGGGACAAUGGAAAGAGGGAAAGGGCCUCUCUUUUCUCUUUCCCCUUCCCGGCGUUCCCCGCGCGCUUCCUUUAUACCCCCACACUUCCCAGGCUCCAAUCCACCAGAUUACACGGUCAAGGCAGCACGAAAGAGGCCUCUGUGUAGGAGAGAUUCGCUACCCCUUCUGUGGGGAGACACGCAUCGGUGAUGGAUCAAAAACCCUCGUGAAGAAAAUACUGUACGAAGAGUUGUGCAACGUGUGUCUAUCAAACAAUGACACGAAUACAGGAAAAAAAAAAAUGACACGAAUACAGAGAAUAAAUUGCACGAAUACAGGCGUGCCUACCGAAAGCUGUUGAUCAGAAUUCCCCAUGUGAAGCUAUGUCCAAGCGACAACGCCUUUUUUAACUGAUGGCCGAGAUCUGAGAUCCGCCAAAUUUGCUGAAAGCUGAGAAAUUAUCGAAAAUUUAACCCAUUCUAGCGCCCCGAUUUAGACCCUCAGAAAAUGCUCACAAUCUGUUGACUUCAAGUAUACUUCAGACCUUGUAGUUAUUGUGAAUUGAAUAUAUUUUGGACGCCGUUGCUGUCUUUUGCGCGUGAAAAACUUAGUUACGAGGUCGACAUUUUCAUUUUUUUUUUCCCUACUGGAUCCAUGCAUCGCAUGAACAGGCCUUUCAGUCGGAAAUAGGGUGAGCGAAACAGAGCACGAAGGAGACAUUGCUAUCUGGAAUCCGAGUCAGUAUCAGAAGACUGGUAACGAAUCAUUUUCACUUUCUCGAUUCCCUGAAGUCUGUAAAGAACAAGCUGGUAAAAAGCAAUUUUUAAAUAAUUGGAUAGAUUGAAAUAAUAAGCAUUUGUGAAAAU
Orbicella faveolata is the source of this 2120-nucleotide messenger RNA. Its product is annotated as thialysine N-epsilon-acetyltransferase-like. NCBI's taxonomy places the organism in Eukaryota, Metazoa, Cnidaria, Anthozoa, Scleractinia, Merulinidae. The record is from RefSeq and is a predicted model, not a curated record. Gene Ontology annotation, molecular function: N-acetyltransferase activity.